AUGGCCCAGCAUCACCAGAACACCGACGAGAAAAGCUUGUCUUCAACGACAAUGAAGCCUGACGACCAUGGCCAGCGACGAACACGCCGCUCUUCCCAAACGAGCAACACAGACAUCGGCGACGAGGAACAUCAAGCAGGCUGUGUUGCCGAUUGCGGCUCUGACAAACCCUCCCAACCUGAGUCCAGCGUUCGUGUUCCGACAAUCAUUCGUAGGCUGUUGCGCGCCGGAAGGGUCGAAGAAAAUGGCAUCCGACCUCUGGCUGUAGAGGAACGAAAAGAGAAGCGAUUUUUCAACAUUUUCACAAUUUGGUUUUCCAUCAACUCCAACAUCCUUGGCAUAACGUUUGGAAUGCUCGGGCCACUCGCGUACAACUUGAGCUUGCGCGAUUCCGCCCUCGUAAUCCUCUUCUUCAAUCUGCUUGCAACCUGCGCAGCAGGUGUUCUCGCCACUUUUGGUCCCAAGACUGGGAUGAGGCAAAUGAUACAUGCUCGGUAUAGUUUUGGCCGGUAUCUCGUCUCUGUUCCUGUUCUGCUGAACCUGGCGACACUGACAGGAUUCAACUCCAUCAUAUGCGUAGUUGGCGGGCAGUGCCUCUCAGCGAUAUCAUCGGGAAGCAUAACGCCGAAUACAGGCAUCGUUGUGAUUGCCGUGCUGUCUUUGAUUGUCUCCUUUGCCGGUUUCAAAGUUUUGCACAUUUUUGAAACCUACUCCUUUAUUCCAGCUCUCAUCAGUAUCAUCAUUGCCGCUGGUGUAGGUGGGAGCGGGCUCAAAAAGCAGAGUGAGCCUGCUACACCCGCAACAGCUGCUGACGUUUUGACCUUUGGUAUGAUCAUUGCCGGAUAUCAAAUUCCCUGGGCUGCCAUUGCCAGCGACUUGACAACCUAUUUCGAUCCCAAGGUCCCAUCAUGGCGAGUCUUCCACUACACAUAUUGGGGGCUUCUCGUUCCCACCGUGCUGCUCAUGACUCUUGGUGCAGCGAUUGCAGGAGCGUUACCCAACAACCCGACUUGGGAAGAAGGUAACGAGGCUUACGGCGUCGGGGGAGUGCUGGCAGCCAUGCUAAGCAGCGCCGGCGGCUUUGGCAAGUUUGUAGUGGUACUACAGACGUUGUCUCUUCUGGGCAAUACCUGUGGCAGUUUUUAUGCCAUCACACUCAACUUUCAGGCUCUCGUCCCGAUCCUCUUUAAGGUGCCCAGAUAUGUGUUUGCUGUGGUCAUUACAGCAACCAUUAUCCCCGUGGCUAUUUUUGCGUAUCGCGACUUCUAUGCCAGCCUCAAUAAUUUCAUGUCGAUGAUUUCGUAUUGGUCGGCGGCGUUUGUCGGCAUCAUCAUAGCAGAUCAUGUUGUCAUCCGACGAUGUCGAUUCGAUACAUACAACCAAGCCCUAUGGGACCAGGGGAGCAAGUUGCCGCUUGGUGUGGCAGCCCUUGCUAGCGGUGUAAUCGCUUUUGGUCUGGUUGUUCCUUGUAUGAAGGAGGAAUGGUAUGAGAGGUCUCCUAGCGUGAGCUCAUGGACGCCUCAGCCGCCACCGUCACCGCAGCUUGCCGACAGACCGUUGGUUUCUUCAAGCCGCAGCAGCGAAAGGUGCCUGAGCCUCCUUGGUAGUCAUCAAGAUCCGUGGUGGUCCCCGACUGAGCUCCAUUAUCACCGUCAUCAUCUUGACGUUGGUGAUCUCAAUAUACCUGCUGCUGCUUCGACGUCCUGCCUCUCCAACAACCUCUCUAACACCCUCUCUACAUCCGACUACUCUCCCUCUUCCAACUCUCCAUCCUGGCCAUUACCCCUUGAAGAAUUCUUGGUGCUUGAUCAAUUUCAGAACCAGUUUCCUGUUCGGCUACCUGUUUCUACAGCGUCGGCCUCUCCAGAAGAAUUGGCUCUUGAUCUUUCUCCUUCACUUCUUCAGCAAGAUCAACAAGAGCAACUGUAUCAAGAGCUCUUGCAGUACCACUGCCAAGGACUCUUGAACCCGUCUUCUUCGUCGUCUUCCGUCACCCCGGCCCUCUCUUCUCUUGACGACCCGGACAUGACCUACCUGAGUCUGUUUGGGGGCGUCGGCAAUGAACAUGGCUUGGACCAGAAUGAUGUCUCACAUCACCGUCAUCAUUCACACAACCCCAACCAUGAUAUCUUUGCUCAAGACAAUAAUGGCUUCUUGAGCUCUAGCCUCCACUCUCUGCCACACUCCCACCACGACACCCUCUCUUUGCAGGACCCUCCAACAUCAGCAGUUUCUCAUGAACGGACCACCGCCAACCACAUCAAUCACACCUUCUUCGACACCUCAUCAGCACCAUCAGCGUCUUCAAUAUCAACAACAACGACACCCGCUUCCGCAUUGCAUGUUCCACCACGACCUAAACCACACGGUUCUCCCGCCAGUAGCGGCAGUGCAAGCUCAAAACGCAAGUACACUGCAUCUCCCCCUCCGGAUCUGGAUCCGGAGAGCGAAGAGGCCCAGGUGGCUAUGAAACGCCAGCGCAACACCAUGGCUGCGCGCAAGUACCGCCAGAAAAGGCUGGAUCGAAUCUCCGAUUUGGAAAGCGCACUAGGAAAUGUUACUAGUGAAAGAGACGAGCUCAAGCUGCAGCUUGCUCGCCGAGAAGCCGAGGUUGAGGCUCUUCGGGAAAUGCUCUCAAGGAAGUGA
Molecule: messenger RNA, 2646 nt
Organism: Pochonia chlamydosporia 170
Lineage: Eukaryota; Fungi; Ascomycota; Sordariomycetes; Hypocreales; Clavicipitaceae
Product: purine-cytosine permease FCY21
Exons: 6
Coding region: 1-2646 (881 amino acids)
Biological process (GO): regulation of DNA-templated transcription; transmembrane transport
Cellular component (GO): plasma membrane
Molecular function (GO): transmembrane transporter activity; DNA-binding transcription factor activity
Source: RefSeq, a predicted model, not a curated record